Messenger RNA from Aureobasidium pullulans EXF-150, 1758 nucleotides. RefSeq names its product xanthine/uracil permease family protein-like protein. Gene Ontology annotation, cellular component: plasma membrane. Lineage: Eukaryota; Fungi; Ascomycota; Dothideomycetes; Dothideales; Saccotheciaceae. The transcript has 3 exons. Gene Ontology annotation, biological process: transmembrane transport. The coding region runs from base 1 to 1758 and encodes 585 amino acids. Gene Ontology annotation, molecular function: purine nucleobase transmembrane transporter activity. The record is from RefSeq and is a predicted model, not a curated record.
AUGAGUUGGACACACAAAGCCAACAAGGCCAUAGCCCAAUCGGCAUUUGGCAGGUACUUCAGAUUGGAGGGAUCUGGUCAUCUGAUAGCCUUCAUACAGCACAUGUCGCGUAAUGGAUCCUUCUUCUUCACCGAAGUCCGCGCCGGACUCGCUACCUUCUUCGCCAUGGCAUACAUUAUUGCCGUCAACUCGAGCGUCGUCUCAGAUACCGGCGGUACCUGUGUCUGCCCUCCUACCUCUCUCGAUGCCUGCGCAACCGAUAUCACGUACAACCUUUGCAAGCAAGAGAUCCGUCGUGACCUUGUUACUGCUACCGCUGCUAUCUCUGCCUUGACCUCGUUCUGCAUGGGUUUGUUCGCCAACCUGCCUCUGGGUCUGGCACCUGGUAUGGGUAUCAACGCAUACUUCACCUACACUGUCGUUGGUUUCAACGGUACCGGUCUUGUCCCUUACAGAAUCGCCCUUACCGCCGUCUUCGUAGAAGGUCUUUUGUUCGUCGCUCUUACAAUCCUCGGUAUUCGUCAAUGGCUUGCUCGCGCCAUUCCCGCAUCCAUCAAGCUUGCUACAGGUGUCGGUAUUGGUCUCUACCUCACCAUCAUUGGUUUCAGUUACAGCGCUGGUAUUGGUCUUAUCACUGGUGCCUCCAGCACACCUCUCGAAAUUGCUGGAUGCUCUCAGCAGUACCUGACAGAGAACGAUGGCCUGAUGUGCGACCCCAGCUACAAGAUGAGAUCGCCCACCAUGUGGAUUGGUAUCUUCUGCGGUGGUUUCUUGACUGUCUUCCUCAUGAUGUUCCGCGUCAAGGGUGCAAUCAUUGCUGGUAUCUUGCUCGUCUCCAUCAUCUCCUGGCCUCGUGGCACCGACGUCACUUACUUCCCUCACACCGAGCUCGGCGACAGCAACUUCGACUUCUUCAAGAACGUCGUUACUUUCCGCCCGAUCAAGAACAUUCUUGCUGCUCAAGAAUGGGAUGUCAGCUCCCACGGUGGUCAAUUCGGUCUUGCUCUGAUCACUUUCCUCUACGUCGAUAUUCUGGACUGCACUGGUACUCUCUAUGCUAUGGCUCGCUUCGCUGGUGUCAUGGAUGAGAAGACUCAGGACUUCGAGGGUAGUGCUACUGCCUACUUGGUCGAUGCUGUCGGUAUCUCUAUCGGCUCGCUGUUCGGUACCUCGCCUGUUACUGCAUUCAUUGAGUCUGGUGCUGGUAUUUCUGAGGGCGGUAAGACUGGUAUUGCCGCCAUGGUCACCGGUAUCUGCUUCUUCAUUUCCGUCUUCUUCGCCCCUAUCUUUGCCUCCAUUCCCCCAUGGGCUACUGGAUGUACUCUUGUCAUCAUUGGUUCUUUGAUGGCCAAGGCAGCUGCUGACAUCAACUGGAGAUACAUGGGUGAUGCCAUUCCCGCUUUCCUCACCAUCGCCAUCAUGCCUUUCACCUACUCCAUCGCUUAUGGUCUUAUCGCUGGUAUCAUGUCUUACAUCCUCAUCAACACCACCGUCUGGCUCGUCGAGAAGGCUUCUGGUGGCAAGAUUGUUCCCAUGGACAAGCAAUUCAAGGAACCUUGGACUUGGAAGAUGGACGGCGGUCUCUUCCCCCCAUGGCUCGUCCGUGCCGCAAGUGGAAAGAAGGACUUCUGGAAGCCCCACGAGAUGGUCGAUCAUGCAAGCAGCGAGCACGAGUCUGUCACUGAGGUGCCCAGCUCUGGUGUCGCAAAGGGUCUUGGUCCGGAAGAGGGAAGCAGUGCCAGCAGCAGCAAGGUUUGA